Mugil cephalus (flathead mullet) is the source of this 2532-nucleotide messenger RNA. RefSeq names its product protein Niban 2-like. NCBI's taxonomy places the organism in Eukaryota, Metazoa, Chordata, Actinopteri, Mugiliformes, Mugilidae. The record is from RefSeq and is a predicted model, not a curated record. The transcript has 14 exons. Bases 103 to 2058 code for a protein of 651 amino acids.
CUGAGGAGAGGAUGAACAGUGGCACAAGGUUUGGAUAAGAGAUCAGAGCGAGGCAGGAACACAGGAGACAAAAUCAAGAUUACUGAAAGAAAACCAGAGAAAAUGGGAGGGAGUCUCACCAGUCACUUGAACGCCAAAGAACACAAGUACAUCUCAGAGCACAUUGCUGACACCCUGGAGAAUCUAACUCCUCUCUAUCAACAUCACUACUGUUCUAAUCUGCUAACCCACCUGAGGAACAAACACACAGAGCCCAUCGAACCUCGCCCACUGAUUCAGCAUGCUGAUGUUAUUACCCAUGCUGGGAUUGUGUUGGAGGCGACUUUGCCUCAAUAUCUGAAUGGAGUUUGGACACAUCGCCACGUACAGGUCACUAAUAAUUUUGAAGUGGAGAGUCGUGAAGCUAGUGAGGUGUUUGAAGGUGGUUGGGGGUGUAAGACUGAAUUUGUACUAUCUGGUUGUCACAUCUGCACCUCCAUACAUGAGCACUGUGGGUUAGUGGAUGACAUGUGUCGACACAUCACAGGUAAAUCAGAAGAUAAACUGGCUUGUUGGGACUGCCCUACGGAAUUUCCUGUCUUCAUACAGCAUCCUUACAUGGCCCCAGUGUGUCUGGCCACUGCAUCGUCCAAGGAGCAGGCACAGUGGGCCAACAUACUACGAGCGGCAACACAACAUCAGAGCUCAGCACUGUGGUGCAAAGAUUCACCAGAAUCCAGGGCCUUCUUGGAGGCCGUGUCUUCACUAAAGAAGCUCAGAAAAAAUAAUAAAAGUGAGGUACCUCCAGUGGGCAAUGAGGAGGAGGUGGUGAUCAGCAUAGUGAUGGAAGAAAUUGUAUACUACCUUAAGGAACAAGUCUUUCCCCGGAUUACUGCAUGUCGUAACAAGCAGAGGAAAACCUGGAUCAGAUUGCUGUCUGAGGUUUACAGGACCACAGAACAUCAGGUAAAAGCUGCCAUGGUAGUUUUGAAGGAAGAAUUGUCCCGUUAUCAGUCUGAUGUAGAGAAAAAGAUCACAGCAGGACUCCAGCAGACCAGUCUGUUGCAAGACCACAUCACUCACACAAUAUCAGAGGACACAUGUGAGAUGUUGCUACACUCCCUUCUACACACUAUCAUACCAAGGCUUGAUCGUACACUGCAGGAAGUGGCCACACCCAUCUGCAAUGGAUUUGCAUCUACCUGGAAAUACUUCCUGGAGACCUGUGAUGACAUUAUAGAAAUUGGACCAACAAGCACAUCAGCGACAAAUGUUAAUAAAGAGGUGCUGUCCGCUCUAAGAGGCCUUGGACCAGAUAAUGCCAGGAUGUGGAAAUGCCUGGACAGGCUGGAGCUGACCUCAAAGAGCCGUGAAUGGCUCCAGGACACAUGGGGUGUCCACAGUGGAACCUGGAGACCUUUGCUACUCAAAGCUCAGAACGCUCUCUACAAAGUGGUUGAUAUGUGUGCUGUGAUGUUUGGGAGGUUGGUCUCACGAUAUCCAUGUUUCUCUUCUGAUUCUUCUCAGCUUACAGCAGUGCUCUGCAAAGUCAAAGACAGGGUGCUCAAGCACCUGGAAACAGAAAUGUUGGCUCUGCGAUCUCACUUAAUUUUGGAGAUGAUCCUGCAGAUUGCACUGCCAACUUUUGCACAAGACGUGAAUGCACAGGAUCUGUCCCGUUAUAAAGCCAUGAUCGACCCAGAACAUGCCUUCUUCAUUCACCCUGACACCAUCUUUAACUCCAUCCUGAGAGACAACCUGACUUCUUACAUAAAGUCAGAGAUGAGGUAUUCCCUGCCACAGAAGUUUGUGACUCUCCCUGUCGGUGUCAAAGACCUCUGCAGCCCUGGUGUCCCCAAACCAUCACACUAUGAGCAUCUGCACCCAAGUGAUUGCCGACAGAAGUCGAGUCAAAUCUCUGAAGACUCUUCAUCAGAAUCUGAAACCCUCAUACCGAGCACCGUAUCCAAUGAGGAAGACACUUUGACCAACUCAGAAAAUCACAUCCUCUCUCUGCUAGAUGCGGGUGAAAACAUCCACCUCACUGAGUCAAGAAUGAACUACUCCGAUCAGGCAUAACACUAUUACCACCGUCCCAAAAUUGUGUAGGUCUCCCUUGUGCCUCCUAAACAGCUGUGACUCAUCAGAGAAUGGAAAUUGGCCUUCUGAGGGUGUCCUGUGGUGUGUGGCAACACAGUGUUGUUAGUGGGAGCCUUUGGGUCCUAUGUUCUGCUCUAGGUGGGUGGUACAUGUCUAAGUAACAUCCACAUGAGUGCCAGAUCCAUAAAGUUUCCCAGUAGAGCACUGAACUUGUCAAGCUGGCCAAUGUUAUUUACUUGUCUUGUCAGUGGUUUUAAUGGUGUGGCUGAUCAGUGUAUAAUGCCACAGAACGUUAAAAAAAAAAAAAAAGAUUGGACGCAUACAGGAUGACAAACUUUGCUGUUGUUUUUUAUUUCAAUUUUCAAACACAUGUAAUGUAAAAGUGGUUAAAAUGGCAAAUAUCAAAUAGAGAAAAUUUAACUAAUAACAAACAAAAGAAACAAAAAAACUCUA